Molecule: messenger RNA, 906 nt
Organism: Heterostelium album PN500
Lineage: Eukaryota; Evosea; Eumycetozoa; Acytosteliales; Acytosteliaceae
Product: C97 family peptidase
Exons: 2
Coding region: 1-906 (301 amino acids)
Biological process (GO): protein deubiquitination
Molecular function (GO): deubiquitinase activity
Source: RefSeq, a predicted model, not a curated record
AUGAAUAUUAAAAAGAAAGAAGUAACACCUGAAAAGAUUUAUUUAAAUGUAUAUGACUUACAUCCUGUGAAUAGUUAUUUUUAUUACUUUGGACUAGGUGCUUUUCAUUCCGGUGUUGAAUUGUAUGGAUCAGAGUACUCGUUUGGUGGACAUGAAUAUUCUUUUACGGGCGUCUUUGAAAUUGAACCGAGAACUGCUACCGGUGUGAUAUUUAGAGAGCGAUUGCUCAUUGGUGAAACUACCAAGUCACGUAGUCAGGUGCAAUCGAUCGUCGAUGCAAUCUCUGAUGAAUUCACUGGAAACAGCUAUCAUCCUCUCCAGAGAAACUGCAAUUCAUUCUCACAGGAAUUCGUUUAUAGACUCACCGGAAAGAACAUACCAAACUACAUCAACAGACUGGCGUACAUCGGUAACUUUUUCAGUUGUCUCAUUCCCAAUCUAUCGUUAAACACACCAUCUGCAUCAUCUCAACAACAACAACAGCAACAACAGAGAAUCGGUGGAACUGGCUCACCCAGUAGUGGAAGUAGCGGAAGUAAUAAUAGUAGUAAUAUAAAUUCACCACAUUUUCCAGGACAAGGUUAUACUCUUAGUAAUCUACCUACACCGCCGCCACUUGAACUCUCUUCGGAUGAUGAUGACGACGAAGAUGAUGAAACUUCAACACUGAAGAGAUCAACGUCAUCAAGUGAAAAGGAAUCAUCACUUUCAAUGUCAUUAUCAUCAUCAUCAUCUAACUCUUCAGAUAACAGCAGUAAUAGCAGUGGUAAUUCGGAAUUAGAAGAAAGAAGAAAAAAGAUGCUACUGGCAGCAAGCAAACGUCAACACCAAGAUGAUAAAGAAAAACUUUUAACUUCACCAACAUCAUUGUCGUCGUCAUUAUCAUCGACCAAUCAGAAUUCAUAA